AUGGUCAGUCACCACUUGCUCGCUAUCAUCUUCGGCAUCUUAGGAAACGCAAUAUCCUUCUGUGUAUUCCUCGCUCCAGUGCCAACGUUUUAUAGAAUAUACAAGAACAAAUCAACUGAAAGUUUCCAGUCUCUACCAUACCAAGUGUCACUAUUUAGCUGCAUGCUAUGGCUCUAUUACGCAUUGACUAAACAAGACGCUUUUCUCCUAAUCACCAUCAACUCUUUCGGCUGCGUCGUGGAGACUAUCUACAUCGCCAUGUUCUUCGCUUACGCUACCAGGGAGAAAAGGAUCGCGGCUAUGAAGUUGUUCUUAACGAUGAACGUUGCAUUCUUCUCGUUGAUUCUAAUGGUUACACAUUAUGCGGUUAAAAGCCAUAGCAUCCAAGUCUCUGUCAUCGGCUGGAUUUGCGUUUCUAUAUCUGUUUCUGUUUUCGCUGCCCCUCUAAUGAUCGUGGCGCGUGUGAUAAAGACCAAGAGUGUGGAAUUCAUGCCCUUCACGCUUUCGUUCUUCCUCACACUAAGCGCUGUUAUGUGGUUCGCAUAUGGCUUAUUCCUCCACGACAUAUGCAUAGCUAUUCCAAACGUGGUGGGAUUCAUACUAGGGAUGGUACAAAUGGUUUUGUAUGGAGUUUACAGAAACUCAGGAGAGAAAGUAGAUAUUGAGAAAAAGAUUAACAAUUCAUCAUCAGAACAGCAACUUAAGACUAUUGUCGUGAUGAGUCCUUUAGGUGUGUCGGAAAUGCACCAAGUUGACGUCAAGGUGAUGGAACCGGUGAUUCCACUCUCUUACACUGUUCAUCAUGAAGAUCCAUCCAAAAUUACUAAAAAGGAGGAGCCCUCAACUUAAGCGGGACAAGGCCAUGUGGAGACUGCCCCGUCUUGAAUCUGUUAAGUGUCGCCAAUAUAUAUAUUUGUUUCAAGAAGAAGAAGAAACAUAUAUCUCUCCCACUCUCUCUCUUCUUACUCUUGGCUCCUCGGCCAGCUAAAGAAUGGAACUGUAUCGGUGAUUUGUAUCCAUUUUUUUUCGUAUCUUAUUUAUUGGUAUUGGU
Eruca vesicaria subsp. sativa (arugula) is the source of this 1051-nucleotide messenger RNA. Lineage: Eukaryota; Viridiplantae; Streptophyta; Magnoliopsida; Brassicales; Brassicaceae. The record is from the annotation of a GenBank genome assembly.